Molecule: messenger RNA, 510 nt
Organism: Dictyostelium discoideum AX4
Lineage: Eukaryota; Evosea; Eumycetozoa; Dictyosteliales; Dictyosteliaceae
Exons: 1
Coding region: 1-510 (169 amino acids)
Source: RefSeq, a predicted model, not a curated record
AUGAAAACCGAACUAAAACCAACACCAACUAUUACAACAGUUCCAGAUGAAUGGUUCGAAAGUUUACUUAGACAUGAAGGUAUUUCAACAUUAAAUAAUACUUCUGAUACUCCAUCAUUUUUUAUAUUAAUGGGUGAAAUGAAAGAUUUGAAAAUUCCAUCUAGUGAAAUAGUAUUGUCAAAACAUUAUAUUCUUAAAACGAUUUUUUUAAAAGGUGGGGAGCUUCAAGUGAAUUUUCCGUCACCAAAAGUUAAAGUUUUCGUUGGCUAUUUUAAAGAUCCCAAUAAUAGAGAUGGUGAACUAACAGUUUUCUUACUCCGAGAAUUAGAACAAACACACACAUUCAAUGUAUUGCAAAGACAUAUAGAAAACCCUAACCCAAUUAAUGGUUUACAAACUGAUUAUGAAUCAUUUAACCAUCUUUUACAAUUUAUUCAAGAGCAUCAUAAUGAAGGUAAAUCUUUGUGGGAAAUUGAUCCAACACAUAAAUAUGAUAAAGAAAAAUUGUAA